GUCCCAACGUCUAUAUUGCUGACGUAUAUAUACACACCGGCAACCAAACUGUAAUUAACCUGAGCUACUGUGGUUUGAAUGCUGCGUUGCGAAAAAAAGAAGAGAAGCAAGGGACAAGUGUUUAUGAUUAUUUCCAGAUUAAUCAGCAACGAUGGCUGUUAGCAGUGGAGUGUCAUUUGUAUUGUCGUCAAUAUUGGUGGUACUGCUGUUUUCUGGCAUGCAGAUGUAUAAAGUUUGGCUCAGCUCAUCACAAUUAGGAACAAUUCUAGGAGGUUGGAUCGGAUCUUUGUUAUUCAUUUGUACAUUGACUGCUGUGGGAAAUCUUGAAAGUUCUGUAUUCGGGAAAUCUUUUCAACAAAAAUUACUCCCAGAAGUGGUCUUCUCACUGACUUUAAGUCUAAUUGCUUCUGCUCUAAUUCACCGUGUGUCUACCACAACAUGUUUAAUAUUUUCUUUGAUUGCACUAUAUUACAUGAAUCGAAUUUCUCAAGAAACUUAUGGUGUAUCUGUACAGAGUACAGUAAUACAAACGAAGAAGCGCAAGUGAAUAUAGAUGUAAGAAAAUAUUGUGUUAUCUUUUUUACUGCAUAUAUCAGAGUUAAAUCAUGUUUUAUGUAAAACUUCCAAUUUAUAAUACAAUAUUAAUUAUAAAA
Molecule: messenger RNA, 653 nt
Organism: Pogonomyrmex barbatus (red harvester ant)
Lineage: Eukaryota; Metazoa; Arthropoda; Insecta; Hymenoptera; Formicidae
Product: protein KRTCAP2 homolog
Biological process (GO): protein N-linked glycosylation
Source: RefSeq, a predicted model, not a curated record